UGUGCCCGAAAACGCUGAUAUUUCAUCAGCAAAUAUACAGCGAAAUCGAGAAACGUGCGAAUAAAUACGCGCAGCAACUCCCUACAGAGGCAGAGCGGCUUUGGGAGAUUGAGAAAAGCUGUGAUUCGGUACUCAACAUUAUGGCUGCUCAGAUGCUAAGCCUAGCAUAUACGGGCAAUGGGAAGGACCAUGACGUGCUCCUCUUCCCAAAUAUACUCAGUUCAAAUGGGCACGCAGAUGGGUCUUCCGAAGUCGAUGAGAAGACGGCUGCGUCAAAGCUUGCAAAAGUGCCAGAAGAUAUGAUGCACACAUAUGCAUUUGCGGCAUAGGGCGUUUUCAAUUGGGCAACGUAACGUUAAGCUUUGUUACAGCGC
Truncatella angustata is the source of this 374-nucleotide messenger RNA. RefSeq lists its product as uncharacterized. The record is from RefSeq and is a predicted model, not a curated record. Bases 141 to 329 code for a protein of 62 amino acids. NCBI's taxonomy places the organism in Eukaryota, Fungi, Ascomycota, Sordariomycetes, Amphisphaeriales, Sporocadaceae. The transcript has a single exon.